AUGUCCGAGAAACUGCGCGAAUAUCUCGAGGUCCCCCAGCAAUUUGUUCAGGAUGGAAGACAAUUCAUGACACGGUGCACGAAGCCUUCGCGCAAGGAGUUCACCCAAAUAUGCAAAGCCGUUGCCAUUGGAUUUUCUAUCAUGGGCUUCAUCGGAUAUUUUGUGAAGCUAAUUCAUAUUCCCAUAAACAACAUCCUAGGGGAGGCGCAUAGACACUUCCGCUUGCUUGUUGUUGGGUACACCCGAGCUGCACACCGUGCUUAUUUAUUCUGAUUGUGGAAUCCGUUGCCCGUUCGUUCUUGCCUGUGUUCAAAGAUAUGCAAGUUACCAAACUCCGAUGUGGUCACGGUCGAAGCAAGCUUGAACCUACCCUGGGGAAAACAUGAGCUUUCUCGGGCGAUCGAAUGGCACUGACACAGGUUUAUCCACAAACACACGGCAUGUACCUAAGCAGUAGUUGAAUCUGGUAUUAGAAGCAGCCCAAAACGAGCUGCGGGUUUGAUCAAUUCGACUGGAGGGAGUAACCGCGUCUCCAACCCGGUUGAUUUUAGUAAACUUGUUUCCUUCGCAUCUGGAGGCAUGAAGGGCUCGAGGAGCACCUGGCUUCGCACGAAGUGCUCAGACAAGUGCUUGUCUGCAUCUGCUGCGGUGAUAGCAUCAUGGCUCAGCUGGUUCCGCAGCUCUGAGAUCCGGUCCCGCAAGCCCUUGGAUAGCUCGCCACGGUCAUCCUCCGCUAUGGCAAGUUUCACCAGAUGAUCAACGAAGCUCAAAUCCCAGCAUCUACGCGCGCAAUCCUUUGCACUCGCUUUGGGUUCUAGCAGACGCGUGCAGAAAUCACGCAAAGUUUGCUGUGCGACGACGGUCCGCCGCCUGUGCGACUUAGAGAGACCUAAUUCGUGAAUCGAUGUCGACAGAGUCUUGAAGCAGUCCAGCAACGCAGCCGAAGGUUGCGCCGGCCCGGUUUCAGUUGUGCCGCCACCACACCGAGCGACACGCUCAUGAUAUAGUAGAGCUGCGUUAAGUACUGUGUCAUGACGCCACUGAUCGAGUGUGCGCUGGUACAGUCCUUGGGCCUUCUCCCGAAAUGCUGACUGAGCACGCUGACUACCACCUAGCGAAGGCACAAAGAC
Molecule: messenger RNA, 1130 nt
Organism: Punctularia strigosozonata HHB-11173 SS5
Lineage: Eukaryota; Fungi; Basidiomycota; Agaricomycetes; Corticiales; Punctulariaceae
Product: protein translocase SEC6
Exons: 8
Coding region: 1-273 (90 amino acids)
Biological process (GO): protein targeting; post-translational protein targeting to membrane, translocation
Cellular component (GO): membrane; Ssh1 translocon complex
Molecular function (GO): transmembrane protein transporter activity
Source: RefSeq, a predicted model, not a curated record